AUGUACCCGCGCAGUCGCGAAGACAAGAUCCGUGCCAAGGCAGAGACUGAUGGCCCAAUCCUCGACCUCAGCAACGCAUACCUGGGCGAUGAAGGGUGCGCGGACGUCGUGCGUAUCCUCCGGCAGUACCCGCUGAAGCGUGUGCUCGACUUGCGUGGGAACCGCAUCCAGGCCGACGGCAUCGCGGUCGUCGCUACGAUGCUGAAAACCUCAGUGUCCAUCGAGCAUGUGAACUUGGAAUGGAAUUGCAUUGGGGUGCUGGAUCACGGCGUCGAAGCGUUGGCCAGUGCGUUGGCGCUCAACACGUCCCUCACAUACCUCGACCUGCGGAACAAUAGCAUCGGGCCCGACGGCGCCAUGCGCUUGGCGCAGUCGUUGAAGCGCAACCGCACGUUGGAGGAGAUGGAUCUGCGGUGGAACGAGAUCGGAUCUGUCGGCGGGCGAGCGUUUCUGGACAUGUUGGAAGAGGGCAACCACAGCCUCCAGCGAUUGCAGCUCAUGGGGAACAACGUGCCUAUGGCCACGGCCGAUGCCAUCGAGGACUGCCUGAAGAGGAACCAGCAGGUUGCCACGUCAGCUUGUUCGCAUGCCGACGACGAUUUGCACGACGUCCGCGGUCCGGAGUGUUCCGAGCCAGCGGACGACCCGCCUCUGAGCCAAGCCCUCAGCGACGACAACGCCAAGCUGCUGCUUGCGUACUUGGCGGACAAGGAAGCCCUGUCGAGCCAAGUGACUGCGCUUCAACAGGCGUUGCACGUGAUGGAAACCCAAGUGGAGGCGCGGGAUGCAACGGUGCUGCAGCUGGAGCGGGAGCUCCAAGUUGCGCGGGACGACCGUGAGCGGCACAUGCGCCGCGAAGGCCAAGAGCGCGAUCGCGGCGAUGACAUUGCGCGGCUCUUGGAGCAGUCCGAGUCAAAGCGGAAGAGCGAGGCGGACGAAGGCAGUCGGCAGCUGCAAACCCUCGAAGCCACCGUCCUCCAGCUCAAAGAAGCCAAGAUAAGUGCCGAGCGACAGGCCCAGCGAAGUGGCGACGAGCUAGUCCAAGCCAAAGCCCAUCACGAUCAAGCGACGCGGCUCCUCGAGAUGGAAAAUGCCAAGCUGAGAAGCGCGUUGAGCGGCGUCCAGGACGAGGCGGCCCGGCUACGCGAACAAGUGCAUGAUGGCCGGAAAGAGCUCGACCGCCGCGACAGCAUGUGGCGAGUCGAGCUGGAUGAAACCAAAGCAGCUGCCACUCGACGUGCGGAGAUGGCAAUCGAAGGAUUGGAGCAACAACUGCGGCAUGUGACAGCGCAUGCUGACUCGGUUAUGUCGGACCUGCAUCUGCAAAAGAGUGUAGUGGAUGGGUUGCAAAGUACGCUGCUGCAGAUGAAAGUAGCGCACGAAGCUGCCAUGGGCGAGCUGUGCGUCAAACUUGAGGCCGAAUGCCAAGACAGACUGGAGCGACACGUGGCAGCUGUGGAAGGCAGCAUCGACGAAAUGCGGCGGCACCGGACGUUGCUCGAGAAGGACGUGGAGAAGCACCGCAUGCACGGGGAGUUGCUACGCGAUGAAAAGACCCGACAGCGCAAAGUGUUUGACGAGGAGAUGCAAGCCAGGGACCGGCAAUACGACGAGCUCAAGGCGACGGUAACUGCCAAGGACGAACGGCUCGCGGCGAUGGACGUCGAGUGUCUUCGGCAUACUCGAAAGCAUGACCAAACCCUAGACAAGUUGACAGCACUGGAAAGCGAAUUGGACAAUGUGAAUGCAAUGCAUGUGCAGGGUAUGGAGAAGCUGCAAGCCAUGAUGACCCACGAGAAACAAGCGACCAGCGAAGCCUUGGGGGCAGCCAAAGACAAGGAACGGCGGCUCAUGGCGCAAGUGGCGGCGCUGGAAGGGAAGAUGCAGGAGCUCCAACAAGAUCAUGACAGAAGCAUGGCGAGGUUUGUGCGCGACGUGCACGCGUAUGUGGACCAGUGGCCCACGACGUCUAGUAAUAGUAGUAGUAACCACCCCCCAGGCUAUACCACCGGCAGUAGUAAUACUACUAGCCGAAGCACGGACGAUGCCAACGACGACAACGAGUGAAAAUCGAGACUCCACCAGACGACC
Molecule: messenger RNA, 2091 nt
Organism: Aphanomyces astaci
Lineage: Eukaryota; Oomycota; Saprolegniomycetes; Saprolegniales; Verrucalvaceae
Exons: 2
Coding region: 1-2067 (688 amino acids)
Cellular component (GO): centrosome
Molecular function (GO): protein binding
Source: RefSeq, a predicted model, not a curated record